UAUGUCCCCUUCAAAAAAAAGCCAAUGUUAUGUUAGAAAUAUGUUUCUAAACCCUAACCCUCUUGUUCGUAGAAGCUAAACACACUCACAAGUCACCGACACAAUUAACAAUUUACGCUGAGAACUUUCACCUUUUUCUACUGUCUAAAUUCAUCUAUUCCAGAUUUGUGUGUAACACGUUCAACAUCUUAUUUCCGGCAUCAAUUCAAGUUACUCUUACUGAAUUUUUGUAGCAGAUAAAAAUAGUGUGAGGAAAGAAAUUGAAGGAUUUUUUCGACGAAAUCGCGAAGUUCGAUCUUCCAAAAAAGAUUGAAGUUAACGUCUCGUCAAUUCAAAUUGGUGAUGCUUUUGCGGAGGCUUCCUGUGAAUUUUUUUUUCUCUAGAAGAUUUUUAUCAACUAAGAACCCAAAUGACUUUACUUCUUCAAUUGCAGAGCUCAAUAAGGAACUGGAAGAUAUUUUUGGUGAGCCACCUCCAUCAGGUCCAAUAGGUUCUAGUGACAGCAGCUUUAUAACUCAAGAAAGUCAGUUUUCAUCUCCUGAAAUGUCUGAAAAAGGAUGCAAAUUAACCCAUAUUGGAAAGCAAGGGGAGGCACAAAUGGUGGAUGUCUCACCCAAAGAAAAUACCAAGAGAACAGCCAUUGCCAGUUGCAAAGUUUUAUUGGGAAAAAAUGUGUUUGAUAUGGUAUCAGCUAAUAAUUUAGCCAAGGGAGAUGUGCUUAGUGUAGCGAAAAUUGCAGGAAUAACAGGGGCAAAGCACACAAGCAACCUUAUCCCGCUUUGCCAUAACAUUAGCCUGUCGCAUGUGCACGUUGAUUUGGCGUUGAAUAACCGUGAUUACAGUGUUGAUAUCCUAGGGGAAGCCUCUACUUCUGGAAAGACCGGGGUUGAGAUGGAAGCUUUGACUGCUGUCAGCAUUGCUGGACUAACGGUGUAUGAUAUGUGCAAGGCUGCUUCAAAAGAUAUUGAAAUAACAAAUGUGAAGCUCGAGCGUAAAACUGGAGGGAAGAGUGGCGACUGGUCCAGGGAGGGCUAGUGGUAUCCAACUCGAUUGUAGGUACAUAAUUUGAGAGUCUUCUCUCCUUGAUCGCGAAUGAUGAUACCAACAGUAGCGAAAGAGGAACGAAGCGAUCCAUUGAAGUUGAGUUUGAACUAAGAUGUGGGAGGCGAGUCCCCUGCCAUCAGGAUAGAUUGAUUGAAAUGGGAGAGUGAGGUUGUGGAUAGUAUGAGAAUACAAUGAAUCUAUUAGGUGACAGUGGUCGAUUGAGGUUCUUAUUUUGCUAUUUUACCUUGUUUUCUAUUCUUGUGUUUUAGACCAUACAAAAUAAACAAGUAUAUAAAGUGAACAAGUUACAAUAUCACACUACUACUCUAUUCGUUGUAGUAUUUCUUC
Beta vulgaris subsp. vulgaris (sugar beet) is the source of this 1392-nucleotide messenger RNA. RefSeq names its product cyclic pyranopterin monophosphate synthase, mitochondrial. The record is from RefSeq and is a predicted model, not a curated record. The transcript is spliced from 4 exons. Bases 343 to 1035 code for a protein of 230 amino acids. NCBI's taxonomy places the organism in Eukaryota, Viridiplantae, Streptophyta, Magnoliopsida, Caryophyllales, Amaranthaceae. Gene Ontology annotation, biological process: Mo-molybdopterin cofactor biosynthetic process.